Molecule: messenger RNA, 813 nt
Organism: Aspergillus thermomutatus
Lineage: Eukaryota; Fungi; Ascomycota; Eurotiomycetes; Eurotiales; Aspergillaceae
Gene: GNPDA1
Product: putative glucosamine-6-phosphate deaminase
Exons: 1
Coding region: 1-813 (270 amino acids)
Biological process (GO): N-acetylglucosamine catabolic process; D-glucosamine catabolic process; N-acetylneuraminate catabolic process
Cellular component (GO): cytoplasm
Molecular function (GO): identical protein binding; glucosamine-6-phosphate deaminase activity
Source: RefSeq, a predicted model, not a curated record
AUGUACAAGCACUUUUUCUCGCACGUCGACAUUCCACCUCAAAAUAUCAACAUCCUGGAUGGCAACGCCCCAGAUCUGGCCGCCGAAUGUGCUUCCUUCGAAGCCCGCAUCGCCGGCUAUGGCGGCAUCGAGCUUUUCUUAGGCGGCGUCGGACCCGAUGGGCAUAUUGCCUUCAAUGAGCCGGGAUCCUCGUUGAGCAGUCGAACCCGGGUGAAGACGUUGGCGUACGAUACAAUCCUUGCAAACUCUCGAUUUUUCGGCAAUGAUGUUGACAAAGUUCCCCGGAUGGCUUUGACGGUUGGCAUUCAGACUAUAAUGGAGGCCAGGGAAGUGGUCAUAGUGGCAACGGGCGCUCACAAAGCUCUUGCGUUGGAGAAGGGCCUCGAGGGCGGUGUUAAUCACAUGUGGACACUGUCAGCACUGCAGUUGCAUCAACACCCACUAAUUGUGUGCGACCGCGAUGCUACCUUGGAGUUGAAGGUCAAGACAGUCCGUUAUUUCGAGUCAAUUGAGCAGGCUGGAACAGACGCUCGUACGCAAGGCCCGCCACUUGUCUACCGACCGAGGGCCUAUGUGCCUGCUCCAUUGGGGGCAAGCAAAUUGCAGCAGCAGCCCACCCCCGCGUCGACACCUCCCAAAGUUCCGAAGCAUCUGAGGAUCAACACGGAGUUCCAGAACUCUGUAGAGGAAGACGAACUGACACCAGACAGCAUGUCUUCUCGAAUGGUAGACUCUGCCAUUGGCGGGUUGGACUCAACGCUCAAAGCCGACAUGAUGUUCGACCGGAUGGGCGCGAGAGUCGUAUCCCACUGA